AUGGCGGAGAACGAGGAAAAGCGGGGAGAGGGUGGCCUCGGGGAGCUGCUUCCCGCUUCUGAUAGGCCCCCCGAUCACCUCUCCCAGGGGAUCCCCGGGCAGUCCCAGGACAGGCUCAGCCUGCAGCAGCCACGGCCCAGCCUGCCUCACCGAGGGGAUGAGCCGGAGGAGGAUGACCACAGCGAGGAAGAAGAGGAGGCAGAGGACACCGAGGAUCAGUUUGAUGGAGUGUUGGAUGAAGACACCGUGGCUGAGGGUCUCCACAAGCUGGGGCGCUCAGCCUCUGGUAUCGAAUACGUUUAUCUCAAUCUGUCGCUUUCGGGUCGCGAGCUAAGUGACAUUAACAUUCUUUCCAGAUACGUUCACCUACAGAAGCUGGAUCUUUCAUAUAAUAAAAUUAAUGAUCUUUCUUGCAUCAGUCACAUGCCUCACUUACUAGAACUGAAUGCUUCCAACAAUGAAUUGACUACGUAUUUUGGUUUCAAACCACCUAAAAAUCUCAAGGAAGUAGAUUUUUCAUGGAAUCAAAUACCAAAAAUGCAGGAUUUGUCAGCGUACCAGUCACUUACUAAGCUCUUGCUGGAUUUUAACAACAUAGAAGAGAUAAGAGGACUGGAGAAAUGCCACAGUCUGACUCAUCUCAGUUUGUCACACAACAGACUCGUUGCAGUCAGUGGGCUUGAGAACUUGCCUGUCAGAAUACUCAAUCUGAGCUCUAACCAGAUUGAGAAGAUAACUGGAUUGGACGGCUUGAAAACUCUUCGGGAGCUGGACCUGUCGAGCAAUAAAAUAUCAAGUCUAGAAGGCUUGGAGGAACAUGAUCUGCUAGAGAAGAUCAACCUAGAGGAUAACCAGAUUGCUGAGCUGCGUGAACUUGAAUGUAUUGAAGAUCUGCCUCUCCUCAGAGUUUUAAAUCUUUUAAAAAAUCCUCUGCAGGAGCAAACAGAUUACUGGCUCUUUGUGAUUUUCAUGUUGCUUCGACUAACAGAACUGGAUCUCAAGAAGAUUUCUGUGGAAGAAAAGGUUGCUGCUGUGAAUAAAUACGAUCCCCCUCCAGAAGUUGUGGCCGCUAAAGAUCAUAUGACGCACGUUAUGUACGGCCUGCUGCAGCCCCAGAGAAUCUUUGACAGCACUUUACCGAGCCUGGAUACUCCCUACCCCAUGCUGGUAUUGGCGGGCCCUCUAGCCUGUGGUAAGAGAGAGCUCGCUCAUAAGAUCUGCAGACAAUUCAACAAUUUCUUCAGAUUCGG
Apaloderma vittatum (bar-tailed trogon) is the source of this 1250-nucleotide messenger RNA. Its product is annotated as leucine-rich repeat and guanylate kinase domain-containing protein-like. The annotation marks the transcript as partial. The record is from RefSeq and is a predicted model, not a curated record. NCBI's taxonomy places the organism in Eukaryota, Metazoa, Chordata, Aves, Trogoniformes, Trogonidae. The transcript has 11 exons. Gene Ontology annotation, molecular function: protein binding.